GAUCAUAAUACUGGUCAACCAUAUAUUAACAGUAAAGUGACUUAUGGAUGGGAUUGGCGUCAAAUCGAUGGUGAAUUAGCUGAUAUCAGUGAAAUUGGUGAUAUAAUAACAACUGAAGGGAAUAAAAUGAAGAUUAUAAAUAUUAAAUAUAAUACACCUAAAAAAGGUCGAUGCCUUAUAACAAUAUGGCCUAAAGAAGAUAAUUUCACUGAACAAUCACCACAGACCUAUUCAUCUGAUUUAUUCUUUACAAAUAUACAACCAUUGAAUACAAUUCGUAGUCUACAACCAGAGGAAAUACUUCCAGUUGAUGUAUCAGAUGAUAAAGUGAUAAUUGACAUUAUACCUAUGGAUAAUGAUAAACAACAAAUUAGUUUAACUAUAAAUGAUGAUAAAACUGAUGAGAUUCGUGCUAUUGCAAAAUUAGCUACAACUGAUACCCCAUUAGAUGAUACAACGAAUCCACAAUUCAUUCGUUAUUCAUAUGAUUUAGCAUAUAUUAGUGGUUUACCAGCUCAUACUGGUGAAUUAGGUGAAUCAAUAUUAUUCAAUAGUAAAAAUGGUAGUUUAAUCAUAAUGAAUCCACAUUAUACAACGAAACCAUUGAAAAUACGAUUUAAUGUUAUUGUGAAAUCUAUUGAUGAAUUGAAUAAUAAUGCAAAUGAACAAGAACUAAAUGAAUUAGAUAAUCAACAAAAGGAAUCUAAUUAUCCAUUGAAAAGAUAUCGAACAGAUUAUUAUCCUAUUGUUAUUAUAUCAGCUAAUGAAAGUGAAAUACCAAUUUGGUCAAAACAUCCUGUACCUGUUUAUGAUAUAAGUGGUAGAUCAAUCAAGGUACAAAUUGAUGGGCUUGAUGAUAAUGGCAAUGCAGCUGGAAUACCUGGAGAAGAUUUGAAAUUAACGUGUUUAGUAUUAGGUAUGUAA
This is a messenger RNA of Schistosoma curassoni, 924 nucleotides long. The record is from the annotation of a GenBank genome assembly. Lineage: Eukaryota; Metazoa; Platyhelminthes; Trematoda; Strigeidida; Schistosomatidae.